Molecule: messenger RNA, 681 nt
Organism: Bombus impatiens (common eastern bumble bee)
Lineage: Eukaryota; Metazoa; Arthropoda; Insecta; Hymenoptera; Apidae
Product: swi5-dependent recombination DNA repair protein 1 homolog
Exons: 4
Coding region: 84-611 (175 amino acids)
Biological process (GO): double-strand break repair via homologous recombination; positive regulation of DNA-templated transcription
Cellular component (GO): Swi5-Sfr1 complex
Source: RefSeq, a predicted model, not a curated record
CGACAAAUCAUGGCAACACCAGAGUCGUGGUAGCGUCCACCACACCGAUUUCUUUAUAAGAAAAUGAAUAAAUAUCUCUAAAUAUGAGUGCUAAGCCAUUAAGAAAUAGUAAAGGUGUAAAUAAACCCUUCCGGUCUCCAUUUAAUACCCCUCAAAAUAAUGAUAAAAAAGAUAACAUAAAUGCACCAGAAACAAGUACAUAUGGAACACCAUUAAAAGUAUCUGUAGCGAAAAGACUGCUUUUUCAACAAUCUCCUUCUCCUAAAAAAUUAUAUUUAGACACAAAAAAUUGUAACAAGGAGAUUGACAUUGAAAUAAAAGAAAAAUUAUAUCAAACUGAUUUAGAAUCAUUGAGAAAGAGUAUACAGGAAAAGGAAGAAACUAUUAAAAUUUUGAAAACUGAGUUGUCAUAUAAAAAAAAGAACAAAGCAGAAAAUUUAGAAGAUGCUAUAAAAAAGUGGACAGAAUGUUGUCAAAGUGCUCUUAUAGACCAUCAAAAAAUUUUGCAAGGAGAAAGUGGUCAAAUAGUAAAAAUGUCUGAAAUUUUGUCUUCAUUUAACAUUAAUCCUGAUAUAGUUCAUUUCUCUAUUAAUGAUGAUACAUUCUAUUAAUUAAAUAUUAAAAAAGAAAUAUCCUAUAAUAAUUCGUAUUGUAACUAUUUUAUUGUUAUAUUUUUAUAAU